This is a messenger RNA of Puccinia triticina, 525 nucleotides long. RefSeq lists its product as uncharacterized. The coding region runs from base 1 to 525 and encodes 174 amino acids. Lineage: Eukaryota; Fungi; Basidiomycota; Pucciniomycetes; Pucciniales; Pucciniaceae. The transcript has a single exon. The record is from RefSeq and is a predicted model, not a curated record.
AUGGUCGACUCAGUGCGCACAGUGAUAUGGCUUGUUUGCUUUGCCACUCCCCAGGUGUUUUAUGAUGUCUUUGUUGAAGAGCGUGGAAAGCUUCCUAUAUACAACAAAUCGUUGUCAGCCUUUAAUACUGACUGUUUGGUGCAGUGCACACACACCAUAUGCUCAAGAUCACUCAAAGAAACUGACAUUCACGGGCUCGAGGCCAUCUACAUCUACUACAGCAAAUCAAUGUCUGAUUUGUUCCCUGAAGCAAACAUCCAACCGAGCCAUCAUUCCGCUCUUCGCAUUCCCGAACACCUACGUAAAGGACCUGGGGACCUCUGCUAUCUGUUCCAGAGUUUGCGGGCAAGAGGCGUAUUGGCUCCUCACCUAAAGAUUCGCACAACUCAGAUCGGUUCAUUCCUCAGACAAGAUGAAGACAAUGCGAGGGUCACAAUUUUGAAGCCAGAUAACUGCAUAUAUACUGAGGCCAGGCAGUGGAAAGAAAACCGACGUGCCCUGGUUCAGUGUAUGUAUCUAUUAUAA